Molecule: messenger RNA, 2099 nt
Organism: Cylas formicarius (sweet potato weevil)
Lineage: Eukaryota; Metazoa; Arthropoda; Insecta; Coleoptera; Brentidae
Gene: wus
Product: dnaJ homolog subfamily C member 22
Exons: 4
Coding region: 768-2042 (424 amino acids)
Biological process (GO): endocytosis
Cellular component (GO): early endosome; plasma membrane
Source: RefSeq, a predicted model, not a curated record
AUUGUAUUCCGUCUGGCCCUGCAGCGUUUCCUUCUUUCAAGUACUUAAUGGCGUCCCUAGUUUCAUCAGUUAGUAUUUUAAGGCCAGUUUCUGCUUGGGAGGGUGGUGAGUCUCCUCUUUUAUAGUGGAAUAGAUUUUUUAUAUAUUUUUCCCAUGUUUUUUUAAUGUCUUUUCGGUCACACAUCAAUUUUCCGCUUUCGUUGAAUCGCUUACCUACGGUUUUUUCUUAUACAUUCCACUUAUUUCUUUAACUUUUUUGUGUACGUUGAAUUCAUCAAAUUUACUUUGUAGCUUCUCAAUUUCUUGACAUUUUCCUUCUAUUUCUUUUUGUUUCGUUUCUCUGAUCUUUCUUUGUAUUAAUCUGUUGAGUUGUUAGUAUUUUUAACACGCUUUUAUCUAGUUCUGCGAAUUCUUGGAAACUUAAACUGCAAGUCAAAUAGCAAGUGCGUUGGACACUCUCCUCUUAUUUACUCUACUUUAUCCGUGCGGUUUGCCCUCGUCCCGAAAUUUCUUUCACGAGUCAAACCUAACGGUAAAGCGGUCAUCUUGGCCCACUUCCUCGCGCCUUCCUUAAGCCGAUCCACAGUCUUCCGCAACGUUCAACGAACUCGACGCGCGCCAGAGUGCUCGGAAAUGAUUUACUUCGACGCCCGGUAUCCGACUUCGCUACCCGACAUCGUCGUUAAAACGUGCAUUGUUUAAACUAUUAUCAGCGCUUUUAUCUCGUCGUACGCGUUUUAACGUAAAAUUUUAACGACGGACGAAAAAUGGAUUCCAAGUCGCGUCAGAAACAGAACGGUAAGGUGCGCGAACGACUUCAGAAGUUCGAAACGUCGGCGGCGAGAAACUUGUACCGCCUCCUAGCCGGCCUGUUCGGCUUCAAAGUGACGCCCGUGACGAUGCCGUCCCCGAAACCGCCCGCCAGAUCCCCUAACGGGACCGUCUCGACGUCGCAACGGGGGCGCAAGAGCGUGUUCUGGGCUUAUUUCUGGUGGCUGUUCGGGGGAUUGUUCGGGAUGCACUUGUUUUACCUCGAAAGAGACGCACAAGCGUUUUUGACGUGGACUACCUUCGGCGGUUACGUGCUCGGAUGGUUGGCCGACGUCACCAAGAUCCCCAGGUACGUGAGGGAGUGCAACGAAGACCCACACACGAUCGAGGAGCUGUUUUACCGCAUGCGGAUCAACAGAAAGCCUCCCUUUUCCGCCAGCCGUUUCAUUUCCGCCCUGAUGAUAGCCUACCUUUGGGCCCAGUUGAUAAUGUGGGCGAUCCCGGAGGACGAGGUGGCCGGAGUCAACUGGAACACUUACUUUCACUGGUUCAUACCUCUCGGCUGUGCUCUAGGCGUUUGGACAGUGGGCAACAUCGGUAGCGAGAGAGGCGCCCCCUGGACGACCAUAGCGGUAUCUUACGUCAGUUAUCUCACCAGAUGGUAUUAUUUCGACGAGAAUAUAUGGCUGACGAUAAUGACGUUCAGCGCAGCCUUAGUCUUCGACGGGUUUUCCAAACAGUGGAAAAUAAAAAAGCCCAAGAGAAAACCGCUGUGGAAGAGAGUAGCAGUAGUAGGGCUUUGUGGAAUGCUCUACUGUGCACUAUGGGCUUCCUACGUGUACUUUAAUUGCAAGAUCACCGAUUCUAACGGUGAUGAAGUACCCGUCCAUCAAGCUAUCCAUCAUUUUUUUACCUCACCUUGGUGGACGGAUUUGAAACAGUCGCUGUACGACACCUACCAGUACGCUCAACAUCACGGCUGGUACGAAAUCUAUCUGCAAAUCAUAGACUUGUCGGAUCCUCAAGGCGAGCAGAACGCUUAUAAAGUUUUGGGGGUGAGUCCGACAGCGAGUCAAAAUGAAAUCACCGCUAGGUGGCGCAGUUUGAGUAGAGAAUUUCACCCCGACAAAGUCAAAGACCCAGAAAAGCAGCGGGCGGCUCAAGAGAAGUUCAUGGAGAUUCAGCAAGCUUACGAGAUCUUGUCCAAUAUCAAGAACAAACGCAAAAAACGGAACAAGAAGUCGGCUAAUGAAAACGAACACGAACUUUGAAUUGUGACGGUGCUUGAGAAGACUCGAGUACAGCGUGUAAUAUAUUUACGUUCUAUA